This is a messenger RNA of Haliotis rubra (blacklip abalone), 2300 nucleotides long. RefSeq lists its product as uncharacterized. The transcript has 13 exons. Bases 433 to 1800 code for a protein of 455 amino acids. The record is from RefSeq and is a predicted model, not a curated record. NCBI's taxonomy places the organism in Eukaryota, Metazoa, Mollusca, Gastropoda, Lepetellida, Haliotidae.
AUAAUACGAGGCUCGUCUGUGGUCCUUUACGCUGAACGCGAGAAACAUGGCACAUGCAUUUUCAGCUUCGUGGACGAUUUUCUUACUGUUUUGGAUUGAUGGCGUUUGGAAUGCAGAAGUUGAUCUGUCCAAGGUUGUUUGUCAAUCCGGAUGGGAACGAUAUGGCGCGGGAGAGUGUAUCUGGCCGAGUGACACCACAGCAACAUUCGAUACUGCAGAAAAAGCGUGUGUAUCGAGAAAGGGGGUCAACUGCUCACACUACUGAAGGAAGAAAAGGAAGAAUUUGUGAACAAUAUAACGAGAAGAAAAGGUGAAGAAUUCUGGAUAGGCCUGUUCACUACAUCAAGCUACUACAGUCCCCAACUCAGAUGGAAACACGGAGCUCAUGACAGUACUGGUUUAAGCUACUCCAACUUUGUGGGCAGUUACGUCAUGAACACAUGCGGCUACCUCGGCAGUGCCAACAACAGAUGGUUGAACACACAGACAUGCAGUGAGGAGAGGAAAUUCAUCUGUCAAAAACCCAGUGCGUGCAUAAAAGGAUGGUUUGGUGCGAGUUGCGAUAUGCAGUGCCAUUGCCUUGAAGAAAACUGUCCAAGAACUACAGGACAGUGUUCACUGGGGUGUCAGAUCGGUUGGCAUGGAUCGCGAUGUAACCACCCUGUUGUUACUGCAGAGGCGCUGUUCUACUGCUUCAACUCGAAAGUGAGGGGAAAGUAUAUGCUCCUUCGUGUCAACCCAAAGAACAUGCACUACGAUGUCAUGGGUGCCAUAGACGGAGACGGGGUGGGCGUGGACGGGUGCGACAAGGCGUCCUUUACGUUAGACGACGACACGGGAGUGUUCAGUAGAGUCGUCAAUAUCACUGACGGCGUCAACAUCAAUGACGGCGUCAACAGCACUGACGGCGUCAGCAUGACUAACGGCGACAGUAGUCGAUGCGGAGGCAUUGCGACAGAGGAAGGGACCUGGAAAUGGACUUUCCGUGUGCAAGAAUUCUCUGGGUUGUUAUCCCGCGCAGACCUCGACAUCGCCGUCAAAUGCAACUUCAACAACGCUGACACACUGUCCAGCGACGGUGCUGCUGACGUUGAGGGAACAGUUGACACUGUAGUAAGGACUCUUGAUGAAACGAGGGAGGAGGUAAAACUGACGGUGAUCAAUCCCGUCACUCUGGAGGAAGUCAAGAAGAUCCAACUUGGAGGCAAUGUUAUGCUCAAACUAGCGAUCGACACUAAACCAGGGUCGGGAGCGCGAGGAGUUUCAGCAUACAACUGCGAAGCCUAUACUUCAGACGGAAUGUACACAAGGCAGCUCACGGAUAAACAUGGAUGUGCAGCAAGCGGUUCCCCUGUGUCCGGAGUGAACGCGUCAGUCACGUUUCCAUUUCCAAUUUUCACCUUCCCCGGCCACUCAUCCAUCAACUUCCGUUGUCAAUAUGACUACUGUUUUCACGACGAGAUCGAGUGUGUAAAUCGUUGUAGGUUGAGACAUAGAGGAAAGCGUUCAGAAGAUGCUAUCCCGGGGGUAAGAAAACCAGUCUUCACGACCGUGAGGAUCCUUCAGGAUGACGAGCAGGGUAAGGCUGUGAAACGUUUGGAAGUCUUGCCUUCUGAGGAUACAAACAGAGGCUUCCCCUUACUGUACCUAAACCCCAUCACUUGUUCCUUGUUCCUGUUCUUGCUUACGGUGUUCCUGAUGCUCCAUGUGUUUUUCGUGAGAUCACUUAAGAAGACAGUUGAGGACAUGAAAGUUGAGCUCGUGAGUCAUAAUCGGAGUCAGCGAUUUUCUCUCUUGUAAACUAAAGAAAACCCGAAGGUAACCCGAACAUACCACACACAAACAACUGUUGACGUGGUUAAGGCUAUAUUUAAGGGACACUACACCUGAGACAAUUGGCAGGGCCAGCAAUUUUGAUUCCGUUGAUAAAAGGACCCGAAGGACGCAAAGCACCUGGGUAAAAUGUCAACCUAAUCCAGAUCCGCCUCAGUAGAAUUCCGUUUCUGUUCACGACACCAGUGUUAUAACCACGUGUAGCAAAUACCAGGACGAUCAAAUUAGCUACGUGUUAAACUUAAGCAGCGCUUGGAAUGAUCUCUCGAUGACUACCUUCAAGUCAAGAAUUAACUUUGUUAGCGAACCCAGAUAUUAUUUUGUUACCCAAUAUAGCAUUCAAUGGACACCUUUGGGCACAUACAAUGUCUGAAUUCGUAUACGCACGCGCAUAUAGUUACAAUGGCCAAGUCCAGAAUUGAUCUUUCUGUCGAUGUGUCGAAGUCGUUAAAGCUUGUGACCCUUAA